This is a messenger RNA of Sardina pilchardus (European sardine), 2814 nucleotides long. RefSeq names its product DCN1, defective in cullin neddylation 1, domain containing 2a (gene dcun1d2a). The record is from RefSeq and is a predicted model, not a curated record. NCBI's taxonomy places the organism in Eukaryota, Metazoa, Chordata, Actinopteri, Clupeiformes, Clupeidae. Gene Ontology annotation, molecular function: cullin family protein binding; ubiquitin conjugating enzyme binding; ubiquitin-like protein binding. The transcript has 7 exons. The coding region runs from base 814 to 1593 and encodes 259 amino acids. Gene Ontology annotation, cellular component: ubiquitin ligase complex. Gene Ontology annotation, biological process: protein neddylation.
UCUCAGGGUUGUCAUAGACCCGUGUAUUAUUAAGCUUCAAAUACCGUGUAAUCCAAUCAGUGGUUGAAAAUAGCAAAGUAACGUUAGCUGCUAGCAGAAUUCAACGGCUAACUUUAUUCCUCUAGAUAAGUUAUGUGUGUCAAUAAUGCGUAAAUUGCCUACAUUCAUCGUUAACAACACUUUUGUUGAUGUCCCUCUUCGUUUGAAAUAGUUUAAAGCACUUACUCUAUCAAAUAUAAGUACAAACUGAAGGCAACCAGCUUCCCUUUCUCGAAGCUGUGCUUUUAAAGUUGGACUGAAUUCUUUGGAAACGUAUGGGUAGCAAAGUUAGAUCUGUUCCUCCAGUGUUCGGUUCAACUGGAAGAACAAGCUUCGGUGCGCUGCUGAAGGGUCGACUGUUGUGUUCUCAUCCACUGUUUUGCCCAAAGUUACUUCUUUUUCACAUUUUGCAAGUUAGUUAGUUAAAGGUAACCUGCCGGUUGUUUGUUUGUCGCGUAACUUGCUUGUAAAACAACAAACAAAUUAGCACAUUGACAAAGACACAUGUAGUGAAUAAUUAAAUAUAAGUCAAAUCUAUAUAUUUAAUUGUUGGUCAUACUGUCCAAACAUAUCAAAUAGGGUGCCACUGCCAACGCUGCAAAAGAUUGUAGCCUACUGUCCAGUGUCCAAAAACUGUUUUUAAACUACAAUUCCCUGCACCAUGUGACUUCAAUGCGCAAACUCCAUGCUCCUCUAGCGCAGUCCCUUGAUGCUGACGCGCAGGCGUACACGGAACUACUGAGUAUCAAAUUGGUCUAACAGCGGGUGAUAAAAAUGCACAAGCUGAAGUCGUCACAGAAGGACAAGGUUCGCCAGUUUAUGUCCUUUACUCAGGCUGGGGAGAAGACAGCUGUGUACUGCCUGACGCAGAAUGACUGGAAACUAGAAGUGGCCACAGACAACUACUUCCAGAACCCAGACCUCUACUAUAAAGAAUCCAUGAAAACCUCAGUGGACAGGAAGAAGCUUGAACAGCUCUACAAUCGCUACAAAGAUCCCCAGGAUGAAAACAAGAUUGGGAUCGAUGGUAUACAGCAGUUCUGCGAUGACCUCAACUUAGACCCGGCCAGUAUAAGCGUCCUGGUUGUGGCAUGGAAGUUCCGAGCUGCCACGCAGUGCGAGUUUUCGAAGAAGGAGUUCCUUGAUGGCAUGACAGAGCUAGGGUGUGACAGUCCAGAGAAGCUGAAGUCUCUGUUGCCCAGAUUAGAGCAGGAGCUCAAAGACAGCGGAAAAUUCAAGGACUUCUAUCAAUUUACCUUCAAUUUUGCCAAGAACCCUGGACAAAAGGGUUUAGAUUUAGAGAUGGCCGUGGCCUACUGGAAUCUGGUACUGACAGGCCGGUUCAAGUUUUUGGAUCUCUGGAAUAGGUUUUUAUUGGAGCACCACAAACGGUCCAUCCCAAAAGAUACAUGGAAUCUGCUUCUGGAUUUUGGCAACAUGAUUGCUGAUGACAUGUCAAACUAUGAUGAGGAGGGGGCUUGGCCUGUCCUGAUAGACGACUUUGUGGAAUUUGCCCGGCCAAUCGUAACAGGAACCAAGCGCAAGACUGUAUAAUCAUAACCCUGCUCUUCCAGAGGAGUGGGGUCUUGUUUUGCAUUGACUUUGUAGUUUUUUUAAAGACUUGUACAAACAUAUAAAAACAUAGAAAAAAGAAAAGCAGAGAAACACUUGAAGUCAGCAAGAUAAUCCAGUAAAAGCAAGAAACACACAGUACGAAGACCACCUGUCAAGGAAGUGCUGCUGAUGAAGACAUGGAAAGAAGGGGGAGGCACCAAGGAAACAAUACAAGAUUUGCUUUUGGAGUCACCAUGUGCACAUUGCCAGCUGUUGGCACAGGCAAGCUAAUUCUAACCUCAGGCUCUUGAAGAUGCCAUGGGGACCAUUAUAUAUAAUCUGGACCCCUCUGGGCCCUCCCUUGACCGCUAGCUGUGUAACACCUUGAGGAGAGGAUGCCCUCUGUCCCUCACCAUGACCACCCUUAAGAGUUGUGGGCGAGAGAAAGCGAGCGAAAUCUCAGAGCACUCUGCUGUGUUGUGGGCUGAAGACUUUUAUUUGGUUUUUAUUCAAGUAUUUCCUGCAGGGCUUGGGAUGGUCGCACUAAACAGAUCCACUUUCUGAGCCAGAGUCCUGGGUUCUGAGCAGCAUGCAGCUUGGCUCAACUCACCAGCACAAACACUAUUGUUACAGUUGUAAUAUACUGUAUCUACUGUAGCAGUAUGUACAGAGAGAAUUAUAUAAAUAAAUCAUAUUAAAACUAUAUAAAAAACAAAGCUAGGGAGAGCAAACAAAAGGUGUUUUGCGUACAGUGUGUCAACUCGUUAUCUGAUGCCUCAAUAUCGUUUUAUUUCAGGUCAACCGUGUGACCAUAUCAUCUGUUCUUUUGUUGUUUUCUUUUUUUGGGUUGUAGAAGUUGGUGUGACUAUGUGCAGUUAUGUGUUUCUCAUCAACUUUGUUCACUUCAUUUUUUGUCAGAUUUAUGUAAACAAAUAAAUUAUAGCUCUUUAAGUAAAAACUGCCUUUCUUUCUCAAGCUGACAAAUAUUUCAUUUUAGAAUAACUCUAAUCAGAUACCCAUGGUGUGUCCAAAGUCAUUUGUGUUGGUGUACCUAGACACAGUAGAUCAUAUUCAUACAACACAUUCACCAUAGUUUUGUACACCCAGACGUAUACCAUAAUUGUUGCCCAAUGUAUUAUGUUUGCUGUGAUGUCAAAGUGCCAGAUAAACAUUGUUUAUACACUAUAUAAAUAAAAGUUGGGACGCCUGCCAUUAAACCUA